AUGGGACCUCGAGGUGCCCCUCUCCUGGCAGUGGUCCUUGUCCUAGGGCUGUGUGCUCUGGUGGAAAGCGAGAAACCUUCCCCCUGCCAGUGUUCCAGGAUAACACCGAAAAACAGAAAGAACUGUGGCUUCCCGGGCAUCACCAGUGACCAGUGCUUCGAUCAGGGGUGUUGCUUUGACUCCAAAGUUGCUGGGGUCCCUUGGUGUUUCCACCCACUUCCAAAAGAAGCAUCAGAGCAGUGUGUCAUGGAAGUGUCAGCCCGCAAGAAUUGUGGGUUCCCGGGCAUCAGCCCCAAGGAGUGUGCCUCUCGACAGUGCUGCUUCUCCAGCUUGAUCUCCGAAGUGCCCUGGUGUUUUUUCCCACAGUCUGAGCAAGACAACCCCACCCCCACCCCUGUGCCUGUGGAAAUCGCCUUGGAAGGGAGGGAGCUUCGGGACAGCUUCGACUUCCAGGGGCUCUACUGUGUCCUAGAGAUGGGAGCUGCCCCAAUCCUGGAACAUGGGAGAAGCAAUGUGCAGGGUUGUCUUGGCUGUGCCUAUGGGGUUGUGGUGGUGGCAGCCUUCAUGUUCCAGUGGCUCGAGCCUUACCUGGUGCUGCUGGAGACCAUGGCCAUAUGA
Molecule: messenger RNA, 618 nt
Organism: Phodopus roborovskii (desert hamster)
Lineage: Eukaryota; Metazoa; Chordata; Mammalia; Rodentia; Cricetidae
Gene: Tff2
Product: trefoil factor 2
Exons: 6
Coding region: 1-618 (205 amino acids)
Biological process (GO): negative regulation of gastric acid secretion; chemokine-mediated signaling pathway; maintenance of gastrointestinal epithelium
Molecular function (GO): CXCR4 chemokine receptor binding
Source: RefSeq, a predicted model, not a curated record